Molecule: messenger RNA, 452 nt
Organism: Sorex fumeus (smoky shrew)
Lineage: Eukaryota; Metazoa; Chordata; Mammalia; Eulipotyphla; Soricidae
Gene: LYRM9
Product: LYR motif containing 9
Exons: 4
Coding region: 94-330 (78 amino acids)
Source: RefSeq, a predicted model, not a curated record
CGCGCGCGUCCCGGGGCGCAGGCGCACUCGUGGCCGCCGCGUCCGCCGCGCCCGGGACGGACGUUUCCCCGCGAGGAGGCGGAACUCUUGCAGAUGGCCCCGCUGCCAGGGGCCGAGCUGGUCCAGACGCCGCUACAGCUCUACCGAUACCUACUGCGCUGUUGUAGGCAGCUGCCAACCAAGGGCAUCCAGGAGCAUUACAGACAUGCUAUCAGACAGAGUUUCCGAGUUCAUUCAGAUGAAGACAACCCUGAGAGAAUCCAACAGAUAAUUAAAAGAGCCAUUGAAGAUGCUGACUGGAUUCUGAACAAAUAUAAAAAGCAAAACUGAGCCGCAGCACCAGAGCCCAGCGCCGGGUGGAAGACCCUGAGGUUGUGAGACCCUCUUCUGGAUCCAGGCAGGAGCCACUGUGGUGGUUUGGGGGUUUCCAGGGCCCUGCCUGAUCUCAGGCA